Molecule: messenger RNA, 1293 nt
Organism: Pseudovirgaria hyperparasitica
Lineage: Eukaryota; Fungi; Ascomycota; Dothideomycetes; Acrospermales; Acrospermaceae
Product: arad-like aldolase/epimerase
Exons: 2
Coding region: 226-1083 (285 amino acids)
Cellular component (GO): cytoskeleton
Molecular function (GO): actin filament binding
Source: RefSeq, a predicted model, not a curated record
AUAUCUUUCUUCGGUACGGUUCUUCCAUCUCUAUAUACUCGUACACAUACUUGUCCAAGCGUGGUUGAAAGUGCUUGACUUGAACUCAGCUAAAGGCGUUCAUCGAGCUUCCCCUAGCUUCUGACGAGACCCCUCCCUCUCCGUCCCUGCAAUCCGUCGGCCAUAAAUGAUCGCCACAGGUCGCCACCUAUCUCCAUCAGCUUUUGACGCACAUAUUUGGCCACCAUGACCCCCUCUGCAACGACCCUCGUCUCUGAGCCCACCCAUAACGCCGCCCUGGGUGCCCUUGGGCGCACUGUCACUGGCAAACCCCUCAAAAUCCGCUCCUACCCCAACUUCACCACCCUCCUCGAAGAACGCAUAUACCGAAAACAGCAUCUCGCGGCCGCGUUUCGCGUCUUUGCAGACCGCGGCUUUGACGAAGGUGUUGCGGGCCACAUCUCCGUCCGGGACCCCAUCUUGACCGACCAUUUCUGGCUGAAUCCGCUUUCAAUGCACUUCAGCCAGAUUCGGGUUUCUGAUUUGAUCUUGGUGAACGAGCAAGGCGAGGUAGUAGAGGGCGAGGAGCCUAUCAAUGCCGCGGCGUUUGCGAUUCAUUCUGAGAUUCACAAGGCAAGACCGGAGAUCAAUGCGGCGUGCCAUGCGCAUAGUGUAUAUGGGAAAGCGUUCAGUGCGUUUGGACGUGAGUUGGACAUGAUCACCCAGGACGCGCUGCGGUUCUAUAAAUCACACAGCGUAUAUGACUCCUUUGGCGGCGUUGUAUUGGACAGGGAGGAAGGCAGGCGCAUUGCGGUAUGCUUGGGAAAGGGGAAGGCCUGUAUACUGAUGAAUCACGGGCUGUUGACCGUGGGGGAGAGCGUAGACGAGGCAGCGUUUUGGUUCAUUAGCUUGGAUAAGACAUGCCAUGCGCAGCUUCUGGUGGACGCGGCUAGGGCUGGGAGUGGAAGAGAGCCAAAAUUGAUUGGAGAGGAGGAGGCAAGGUUUAGCUAUGAGCAGGUAGGUUUACCGGCGAAGGGGUGGUUAGCAUUUCAGGGAUAUUUUGAUGAGCAGGUUGCGAAGACCGGAGGCAGUCUUUUCAUGUAGUCAAGUAGAAAAUUACAUGAAUUGUAGGCAUACAUGUUUCCCCAGCGUCUGCGAAAACUUCAACACAAGAUAAUAGCAUUGACACACCUAUGUACAAUUGAUGUGCAAGUAUGGAAACCAAGGGGCGGCGUUACCAGAGCAACGAAGCAUAUAAUAAUAAUAAGUACCUAUUGGGGACUAACCACAGUGCCUACGAGUACAUAUGCAGUA